UUCUUUUUCCUGCGUAGUGUAGUGCGUAUUUUCUUCGCAGCUGAUGGUGACAUUGUAACAGCAAUCAAAACAAAGGAUUCGUUCGUUCCAUCUAUUAUAGAUUCUCGAAAAAAAAAACUAAGUGCAUUUUUGAUAACGAUGGGUAAAAUUUUCCUGGAUCACAUCGGCGGUCAAAAGCUGUACUCGUGUGCAGCUUGCGAAACAAAUCUGACCAACAAACGGGAAUUGAUUAGCACUCGAUUUACGGGAGCCACUGGUAGGGCCUACCUGUUCAAACGAGUUGUGAAUUUGACCUACUCUCAGGUACAGGAUCGAGUCAUGCUCACCGGACGACAUAUGGUACGCGAUGUGAUGUGCAAAAAUUGCAAAGCAAAACUAGGCUGGAUGUACGAAUUUGCUACCGAGGAGUCGCAAAAAUACAAAGAAGGUCGAGUGAUUUUAGAACACGCUCUCAUCACCGAAUCGGAAGGCUUUCCGGAACCGUGACCAUUUCUCUUCGAUCCAGUUGAGUUUUAGACUGCUAGCGUAUUCUGUGUGAGAGUGAGACAUAAAAUUUAGUUUAAGCUAGUACUUCAAACAUAAAACGUUUAAAUUAUAACAUGUUAUGUGCUACAUCUUAUCCUUAUAAUGUAUUUGGAUCAAACUAUUUCACAAUAAAAUCAACAUCAGCUAACGCUAAAUUA
Messenger RNA from Malaya genurostris, 683 nucleotides. RefSeq names its product protein yippee (gene Yippee). The record is from RefSeq and is a predicted model, not a curated record. The transcript is spliced from 2 exons. Bases 139 to 486 code for a protein of 115 amino acids. NCBI's taxonomy places the organism in Eukaryota, Metazoa, Arthropoda, Insecta, Diptera, Culicidae.